AUGCUUACGGCGUCAGUGUGGGCUGGCCUUGCGCCUGAACCGGCGGCGACGGCGACGGCGGCUGGGCUAGGAGGGGGGCGUGGAAAGGGGUACCACAAGGGAAGAGCGAUCGAUGCGUUCGCCAGGGGACGGGAGAUAAUGAGAGGCUCGGAGGGAGCCGGACGAGCACCGGCAGGAGUAGGGGCGGGACGCGAAGCAGCAGCGCCGCCAGAGGCCAGAGUUGUUGGUGGUGCUGGGGAUGGAGGCGAGGGCCGGAUGUUGAGAAGGAGGCGGCAGGCCUCGGAGAGGGGGGAUGUCGGCCGAGCCGACCUCUCGGGGCAAGCGGAACGGGGAGAGCCGUCUCUGUGGGAGCGGCAAGAGCGAGGAGGACAUGCCGCCGGCACCCGCCUCCCCCCAUCGGAGGGAUCGACGGCUCUUGCCGACGAUGCAGCAAGGCGCCGGGGUGACAGCAGGGUUGAGGGUCGGCAUCCCGCGCCACCAACGAACCUUGGGUUGUUGCGAACCGGAGGGGCGGCGGCAACGUUCGAGGUUACUGAGGGGCCGGGCCGGGAGGGGUUGACCCGCCGGAGAACCCAGAGCCGAAAAGAUGAGGGUUCGGGCGAUGCUGAAGAGUGGCCGGAAGAGGAAGAGGAAGACGGCGACGAGAACGACGACAGCUUCGGGUCAUCCGGGCUGCUGGCGCUCCUGGGCUGUUUCGGCCUGUUUUUUUGCGUCAUGGAAGUGGCGAAGUGCUACUUCCUCUUCGAGUGUCGGCGCCGGCAGCGGUGGCGCCAACGGAGGGGAGCGACAGGGGAUACCCGCCAGAUGCCCAUCGCCUCUAGCCGAGUGGUCGCCCCGGAGCCCCCAGACGACGGAAUGAAGGAUGAGUGGGUGGAGGUGGUCGUGGACGGCGUCUGGAUGAGCGGCGACGUGCCGGGAGGUGAGGGCUUGCCGUCGGCUACCGGCUACGCCGUCGCGGGAGCGUCUCACGCUCUCCAUGACGCGAUCGAGCACGCUCGUCGACUCUCGCCAGGCACAGGUUACCGCGCCGUGUUCGCCCCGCCGGCAGCGCCGCCGCCGCUUCCGCAGCCGCAGCCACAAGCGGAGAUGUCGGAGAUGUCACGGGACGACGUUCCGCCGCACCGCUCUCCCCCGGUUUCCGCCGCGCCCUUUGCCGACAUGACGGAUUCAACUCAACGGUAACCGGGCGUGAGAAACAGAUCGAUUGCAUGUGGAAAGGAGGCGUUGUGGGAAGGCGUGUUCUAUUGGCGUGUGGUAGCGAGCGUGUGGUAGCGAGCGGUGUGCGGUCUCUUUUCGAGCGGUGGGCUUUUGGACAAUGUGGGGCGGAAGGCAGAGCAAGGUUGGCCUCUGGCAUUUCCUUAGCUUGCGCAAACCUCCACUAGUGUGCAUGAGAGUAAGGCACGUGUACUGUACAUUUGUUUUCUCUCUCUCUCUAGGGACUGGGGAAAUAAUUCAAUGUUGAAAUUCAUGCUUUAGAGGCCGUCCGUGUGCUGGCGUUCGCUGGCGUUUGCGUGCUGCCUCUCAUUACUUGUUGUUGUUUUUUACGCCGGUGUUUUUUGCGAUAUUUUUGGUGCGGUUGUUUUUGGUGCGGUUGUUUUUUUCUUUCGUCCACGCUUCGGCAGA
Ectocarpus siliculosus is the source of this 1623-nucleotide messenger RNA. The record is from the annotation of a GenBank genome assembly. NCBI's taxonomy places the organism in Eukaryota, Phaeophyceae, Ectocarpales, Ectocarpaceae.